This is a messenger RNA of Oncorhynchus mykiss (rainbow trout), 2519 nucleotides long. Its product is annotated as septin-5. Gene Ontology annotation, molecular function: GTP binding. Lineage: Eukaryota; Metazoa; Chordata; Actinopteri; Salmoniformes; Salmonidae. The record is from RefSeq and is a predicted model, not a curated record.
GCCACACCCCCGCACACAUCUCAAAGUCUGUUCAAGAACGUUUUGGGAAAACGUACGAAGUACAAACUGUUCUGCAGCGUAGCAAACGUUCAAGCAAACUGAACGUACCCCUGGUUUAGGGCCAAGUUGGAACAAAAUCCGGUCAUUGACGGAGCGAGAUUGUUUUGACAGACACCGAAGGUACGCGAUUUUAGCCGUCCGAUGACCAGCUGACAGCGCACUGCACCGCAACAUGGACCACAUGUCGUCGCCUGUCAGGUUACGUAGCAGCUUCAAACCUGUUGUCCAGUCUGUCUAUUGAGGAGCCAGAGGAUGCAGAGCUGGCCUACACCAUGAGAGACCUUCCCCCCACCCCCCCACCCCGGGGUGCAUCUGUGGACCAAAACACAACUCCGGGAUGCCACACACCUGUCGUUGACCGAGAACCAGAAGGAACUGGGCUUGAGAUGGGGCGAUCCCCUCACACCCCAGGAGGGACACCCCUGCUUUCUCGGCCCUCCCCUAGUGGCCCCCCUCCCUUCACCCCCCCCAGGACCAAACGUGCCCCCCUGGAGGGAGAGUUUGAGCCGCUGAAGUUGAGGAAGUACCAGCUGACCUCUAUGGGGUCGCGGUCCAUGGACUCCUCCCCUCAGUCCCGACCACGCAGCCCCUGGGGAAACUUUGACCCUUACGACUCUGCAGAGGACAUGGACAGGGAGUAUGUGGGCUUUGCCACUCUACCCAACCAGGUACACAGGAAGUCAGUCAAAAAGGGUUUUGCCUUCACCCUCAUGGUAGCAGGAGAGUCUGGUCUGGGUAAAUCCACUCUGGUCAACAGUCUGUACCUUACAGACCUCUACAACAACAGGAAGGUGCUGAAUGCAGAGGAGCGGAUCGUGCAAACAGUGUUCAUCACCAAACACACCGUGGGUAUCGAGGAGAAGGGGGUCAGACUCAGACUCUCCAUCGUAGAUACACCAGGGUUUGGUGACGCUGUCAACAACACAGAGAGCUGGAAAGAGAUAGAGGACUACAUUGACCAGCAGUUUGAGCAGUACUUCAGAGACGAGAGCGGCCUGAACAGAAAGAACAUCCAGGAUAACAGAGUCCACUGCUGCCUCUACUUCAUCUCUCCCUUCGGACAUGGUCUGCGGCCGUUGGAUGUGGAAUGUAUGAGGGCUCUGCAUGACAAAGUGAACAUAGUCCCUGUUCUGGCCAAAGCUGACAGCCUCACACCCACUGAGGUCCGCAGGAAGAAGAUGAAGAUCCGAGAGGAGAUGGAGAAGUUUGGCAUCAACAUCUACCAGUUCCCAGACUGUGACUUUGAUGAAGAUGAGGAGUUUAAACAGCAGGAGCAGCUGCUCAAGGACAGUAUUCCUUUUGCUGUAAUAGGCAGUAACAUCCAGGUUGAGAGUAAAGGACGCAAGUUCAGAGGUCGGCUCUACCCCUGGGGUGUAGUGGAAGUGGAGGACCCGGCCCACAGUGAUUUCCUGCUGCUGAGGAACAUGUUGGUGAAGACUCACAUGCAGGACCUGAAGGAUGUCACCAGAGAGACACACUACGAGAACUACAGAGCACAGUGUAUACAGAACAUGACACGCAUGGUGGUGCAGGAGAGGAAACGCAGCUUGCGUGAUAAGAUUCAGAGUGAGAGCAGCGCUGACUUCCCCAUGACCCCACUCCCACUGGCCCCUGUAGACCGCGAGACAGAGAGGCUCAUCUGGGAGAAGGACGAGGAGUUGAGGAGGAUGCAGGAGGUGUUGGAGAGGAUCCACGAGCAGAUGCAACAAGGACAGAAACCAGACUACUGAUUUACCAACAAUCCUCCUGGGCCUCUGAGGUCCAUUCCCGUAGACACCUAGAAAAGGGAAGGAGGGAAUUUGCAUCAGAGGAAGAAACGUGACAACCUCACUCAAACCAGCACCAUUCUCCUCAUUGGUGUAUCAGCCUUCGAGGUCUCCAUGGCGAUGAGAUGGGGCAGGAAUCCUCUGCAUCUGAAUGUUCUGAACCCAUGUCGUUUUUGUUCCCGGAGAAAUAUGGAGGUCCUGUAAACGUUGUUAGUAAUGCUGUGGCCUAGUCUUGAUUACCGACAUACCCGAGGUGUCAACUUAGACCGUUGAAGUGUCAGAAAGAAAGAAGCAGCACAAACAGUGUGUAGCAAAUGUAAUAUGAUUUAUUCAUAAUCUUCAUUAUUAUUUGUUUUCAUCAUACUUUUGUCCUAAUGAAUAGUUUGUAGUACUGUUGUUAUCUUUAAACAUGGUGGACAGUUGGAUCCAAAAGGCAGCCCAAAGUGUACAGGCGAUAUAUAACUUCAACUUUCUCCAUAGGGAAAACAUCUGUGUUUUAUAUUUAUAUAUAUAAUAACAUUGUAGCAUGAGGUCCAAGAUCCUGCCCACAUCAUACAAUAUUGUACAUGGUCCCAGAAAGAAACAUACAAAAAAAAAAAAACUACAUUGAAACGGAACCUAAAUCGCAAUCUACAUGCAAGGUUAAAGAGUAAAAUACACACAUGUAUAUGCAAAACAACGUGCAUACAAUCA